This is a messenger RNA of Ctenopharyngodon idella (grass carp), 2172 nucleotides long. RefSeq names its product zinc finger and BTB domain containing 49 (gene zbtb49). The transcript is spliced from 9 exons. Gene Ontology annotation, biological process: regulation of transcription by RNA polymerase II. Lineage: Eukaryota; Metazoa; Chordata; Actinopteri; Cypriniformes; Xenocyprididae. The record is from RefSeq and is a predicted model, not a curated record. The coding region runs from base 104 to 1804 and encodes 566 amino acids. Gene Ontology annotation, molecular function: RNA polymerase II cis-regulatory region sequence-specific DNA binding; protein binding; DNA-binding transcription factor activity, RNA polymerase II-specific. Gene Ontology annotation, cellular component: nucleus.
UCUGUGUUAAUUUCAGACAGAACGCAGUAAAAACAAGUGUACUUUUAUUGUGAAAAAAAUGAAAUGACGUCAUCAGCGCAGCGCCUGUUCCUCCGAAUGAAAGAUGGACAGUGUGUGCAGUCACAGCGUGUUCGUGCUGCAGCAGCUGCAGGAGCAGCGCAUCCAGGGUCUGCUGUGCGACUGCAUGCUGGUGGUGAAGGGCGUCUGCUUCAAAGCCCAUAAGAACGUGCUGGCGGCCUUCAGCGCCUACUUCCGCUCUCUGUUCCAGAACUCUCCGGCACAGAAGAACGAUGUUUUCCAUCUGGCCAUUCAGGAUGUGGGCGGCAUCGGGCAGGUUCUGGACUACAUGUACACGUCACACCUGGAGCUCAACCAGGACAACGUUCACACGCUGAUGGAGAUCGCCCAGAGCCUGCAGGUGUUGAACAUCCUGAACAUGUGUCACGCGUUCCUGAAGCCCUGCGUGUCGAGCGACGCGUCCUUCUCUCUUCCGGCCGAAGCGGCUCACGAUCAGGACAGCCUGUUGGGAGGCUCUCUGCCGUCAGAAGCGCAUCUUCCUCCUCCCGCGGACGAGCAGCACAAGCGAGCGCAGCCGGUGGAGACGGACCGCCAGCCGCCGCACGGCUACAAGCUCAGGAACUUCUACACCAGACAGUACUUCAAACAGAGCGGCAGCUUCCCGCCGGAGGAGCCGUUCCACACGAGCGUGAGCUCAACACACGCAUCAGAUCCCCCGUCCGGCUCCGAGGCCACGCCCCCGCGCGUUCUGCGGCCUAAGAAAGACGUUUACCUGAAGAAGUUCAACUACCUGCGAACGCACGUCAGUCCUGAGGAGGAGGAAGGAGAGCGCUGCGCUGGAGCCGACGCGCCGUGUGACCGGCGGGGGGUGACGGACGCCGCAACCUCUGACCUCUCCGUGACCUCUGAUCCAGCAGAAGCAUCUGAGCUGAAAACGACACCUGCGGCAGAGCCUGAUGACGCGGAGUGCAGGGGUCACGACGAGAGGUCAGAGGUCAGCAGCAGCAGCAGUAAUAAAUAUUGCUGUGAAGUGUGUGGAAAGACGUUUAAACAUCCCAGCAACCUCGAGCUGCACAAACGCUCACACACAGGUGAGAAGCCGUUCCAGUGUAACGUGUGUGGUAAAGGAUUCUCACAGGCAGGAAACCUGCAGACGCAUUUACGCCGACACUCCGGAGAGAAACCGUACAUCUGUGAGCUCUGCGGGAAGAGUUUCGCAGCGUCAGGUGAUGUUCAGCGUCACAUCAUCAUCCACUCGGGAGCGCGGCCGCACCUGUGUGACAUCUGUGGACGAGGCUUCAGCAACUUCAGCAAUCUGAAGGAGCACAAGAAAACUCACAGCACAGAGAAAGAGUUCACCUGCGAGCAGUGCGGGAAAUCCUUCAACAUGCAGAGAAAACUCUUCAAACACAAACUCAGACACAGCGGAGACAAACCCUACUGCUGCCAGACCUGCGGGAAGUGUUUCGCCGGCUCCGGUGAUCUCCAGCGUCACGUGCGCUCUCACACCGGUGAGCGUCCGUACACCUGUGACACGUGCGGCAAGAGCUUCACACGCACUGCAGUUCUGCGCAGACACCGCAGCUCUCACUGCAGGCCGGCAGACGCAGGAGUCUCUCAGUCCAGCAGCGGCUCCCCGGCGCCGACCCGACCCGCAGCAUCAUCAUCAUCAUCAUCAUCAUCAUCGUGUCUCUCAGUGGACAGAUCUCAGACUGACGGACUGUGCAGCAGCGGUGCGCUCUGGGGACGCGCCAUGAAGACACUGCAGAGCGACACUGACGUCUGAAUCAUGUGAUCAUCAGUGUUUCUCAGGGACAGACUUCAGUGGCUCAAUUAAAUUCUAUUUAUGAAUACAGUGUGAUUCUUCCCUCAUCGGCGUCUCAGUGUGUAACUGCUGUAGAUCAGCAUGUUCCGUUUCAAAACCUGCUUUAUUUGCUGGUCAUAUGAGUCAGACAAAACAUGCUGGAUACCGGUCACAGGUUUGGAAUAAUUUAGAUUUUAUGAUGUUUGUGAAAGAGUCUCUUCUGCUCACCAGGACUGCGUUUAAUUGAUCAAAAAUACAGUAAAAACUGUGAAAUAUUAUUAAAUGUAAAUCAGCUGUUUUCUAUGUGAAUAUAUAGUAAAGUGUAAUUAAUUCCUGUGAUCAAAUCUGAA